CUACCACGGCCGCCCUACCAGGGGACCGCCAACGCCAGUCCAAAGCUCUUAUCUAAUUCCAACAUCAUGAGUGACCUACCACAACAACAACAACUACACAAACAGGAGAACACCAAAGACGUGGCUUCCCUGGUCUCCAAGGAAUCUGGCCUGGGAGACACUCAGAGUGACCAGGACUCCAAGGAUAUCAUGAUCGACCGGUCGACCUUGGAGGAGUACCUCAAGAUCGAGAGGGAGAUCGCGGAGGAGGAGUCGAACAACCCCAUCCAACCCCUCGAGCUGAAGACCGACCAGAUGGUAAGGCUGACCGAAGAGAUAGACAGGAUGGAGGAGGACCUUCAGGACCUUGAGAGAAAGACAGAGAAAGAGAAGGCGGACGUGGACCAUUUGGCCUCGUCGGACAAUGAGAUCAAGGCUGCCCUGCUGGAGAUGGAGACCUUCGACGACCAGAUGGCCAAGGAGAAGGCCGAGUACGUGGCCGCCCUCAACAAACAGGAGAUCGCAGCACAAGAAUUGGAGACCCACAAGAAACAGAGAGAACAGAUCUCCCAGGAGGUGGCUGAACUGGAGACCCGCGCCAACCAUCUCCACGAUUUGUACAAACGCCAUGACAGUCUCCUAGACCGCCUGUUUGGAGGGGAGUAUGGGUCGGUGGCGGAACUGUUGGAGGCGGAACUGGAUGAAUUGGAGGCCCACCGUGGGAGGAUCAUGGAGGCUAACUUCAAGUGGAGGCAGGCACAGAUGAUGCUUGAGUACGCCUGCAAGCAACUGGCAGUCGCCGUCCAGAAGUGGCAGGACCUCCCAACCAUACCAACCAUAGACCUGGAGAUCCGGUACAGUGUGGCGGCCGAGACGAGAAACAACCUGGUGGCGGCGGGUCAGAACAUCCACGGGGCACAACGCUACCUCGACAACGUCAACUUCCCCUACUGUGCUCCCGGCGAGGUUGACACUCUCAACAAACACGACGCCCACACCCCGGGAAAGGACACCACCAGUCGUGACCUUGAUAUGAAGAAGGCGACGGAGUAUGUGUUCACGGAUAUGCAGAGUCCUGAGCGUCAUGAUCACGCCCAGUCCUGUUACUCCACCACACACAAGAGAGCCAACGCCCUCCUGCAGUGGUUCGACACGGUGAUCAACACGACCAUCAUGAAGGACCUGAACGACAUUAACGCCAAGGUGAAGGGUAAGACGCUGGAGCUGAGGCGGGAGAGAGUCCGUCUCAUCCAGGAGAAGGUGCGGGAGUUAUGGGGGACGGACAUAGAGCUGGACUCAACACUACGGAUGCAGGACGUAGAUGUGGAGCAGAUGGCCCGAGGCAUGUUGACUGACGGCCAGGUGGUGAAGCUCGACGGUGGUGACCUGGAGAGUCAGAGGGCUGGUACUCCUCCUUUGUUGAGUGAGGAUGAGUUGGCACCUAUGCCCUCAAACAACGUCAUCUUCGGCAACAUGUACGACCACUACCAGA
This is a messenger RNA of Homarus americanus (American lobster), 1471 nucleotides long. RefSeq lists its product as uncharacterized. Lineage: Eukaryota; Metazoa; Arthropoda; Malacostraca; Decapoda; Nephropidae. The record is from RefSeq and is a predicted model, not a curated record.